This is a messenger RNA of Aphis gossypii (cotton aphid), 750 nucleotides long. Its product is annotated as histone H1A, sperm-like. Gene Ontology annotation, cellular component: nucleosome; nucleus. The record is from RefSeq and is a predicted model, not a curated record. The coding region runs from base 69 to 698 and encodes 209 amino acids. Gene Ontology annotation, molecular function: nucleosomal DNA binding; double-stranded DNA binding; structural constituent of chromatin. Gene Ontology annotation, biological process: negative regulation of DNA recombination; chromosome condensation; nucleosome assembly. NCBI's taxonomy places the organism in Eukaryota, Metazoa, Arthropoda, Insecta, Hemiptera, Aphididae. The transcript has a single exon.
UCGCUAGCCAUACGUAAAUCUUUUGUGUUUUCUGAGAUAUUACAACUUACAAAAUCAACUACGCCAACAUGACAGACAACGUCGUCGUUUCCACUCCAGCACCAGUUGCCGCAUCGCCAGCCGCGAAGAAAUCCCCGGCCAAGAAGAAGGUGGCCACUGCUGCCAAAGCGAAAAAGUCCGCAGCGACACAUCCUACCACAUCGGUGAUGGUCACGUCUGCGAUCAAGGAGCUUAAGGAGAAGAAAGGAUCGUCUCUGCCAGCAAUCAAAAAAUACUUGGCAGCCAACUACAAAGUUGAUCCCGCCAAGUUGGCACCGUUCAUCAGGAAAUUUUUGAAAGCCGCCGUCGCUAAUGGCACUGUCCUUCAGACCAAAGGCACCGGAGCGUCUGGACACUUCAAACUACCGGUGGCCGAGGUUAAACCUAAAAAGAAGACCGCUGUAGUCAAGAAGAAGAAGCCAGUCGUUAAGAAGGUCAAAGCCCCGGGAGCUACAAAGAGGAAAUCAACGUCCGCCAAGAAAGUGAAACCCGCAGCCGGCGAACCAGCAGCUAAAAAAGUCAAGAAAGCCGUUGCUGCUAAACCUAAAGCAGCAACCAAGCCUAAGAAGUCACCGGCGAAACCAAAAAAACCGAUCGCCGCCAAACCCAAAGUAAAGAAGACUCCGACCAAGAAGACUGCAGCUCCCAAGAAGAAGUAAAUUAUUAUAUUCACUUCUCACACACACCCUUAUGUUAAAACGGUCCUUUUCA